Messenger RNA from Glycine soja, 1619 nucleotides. Its product is annotated as amino acid transporter AVT3B-like. The coding region runs from base 243 to 1526 and encodes 427 amino acids. Lineage: Eukaryota; Viridiplantae; Streptophyta; Magnoliopsida; Fabales; Fabaceae. Gene Ontology annotation, biological process: amino acid transmembrane transport. Gene Ontology annotation, cellular component: vacuolar membrane. The transcript has a single exon. Gene Ontology annotation, molecular function: amino acid transmembrane transporter activity. The record is from RefSeq and is a predicted model, not a curated record.
UUCUCCUCCCUCUGCGUGUACGUUGUUGCUUCUUCUGCACCCAUAUCACCCUUCAUUUUGCAGCCAACGGGGGGUUUGGUUUAGCAGAAGAGAGUAAUCUCCCACAACGUGACCAACUAAGGUUUAAAUAUCUCUGCUGUGAGAGAUAGUCACAUUUAAUGUCUGAGUGUGCGUCCAAGAGGUGAAAGAGGAGACCUGUGGUUUGCAGAAGAAGCACCUUGAUUAAUUCAUCAUAUAUCCCAAUGGGUUUUCACAAUAAUAAUAAUAAUAAUAAUAAUGUUGAAACCCCUUUUCUCUCGAACGCACCCCCUCUCUCCUCAAAAUUCAAGACCCUGGCCAACAUCUUCAUAUCCAUUGUGGGUUCUGGCGUGCUAGGGCUCCCUUACAGCUUCAAGAAAACGGGUUGGGUCACGGGUAUGCUCAUGCUCUUCCUCGUGGCGUUCCUCACUUACCACUGCAUGAUCCUCCUCGUCCACACUCGCCGCAAGCUUGAACAUUCCAACGACGACGUUAACGUGGGCUUCCCCAAAAUCAACUCUUUUGGCGAUUUAGGGCACGCCAUUGUUGGCCCUCUUGGCAAGCUAUUCGUUGAUGUCAUGAUCGUGUUUUCUCAUUGCGGUUUCUGCGUCAGCUACCUUAUUUUCAUUUCCACCACGUUGGCCUAUCUCGCCGGUGAUGAUGACACCUCAUCAGCAUCAUGGUCCUCCUUGUUUUGGGGUUUCGCCACGCCAAAGGUGUUGUUUCUGUGGGGAUGUUUUCCCUUUCAAUUAGGGCUGAAUGCUAUCCCAACAUUGACCCAUUUGGCUCCUUUGAGCAUUUUUGCUGAUUUUGUUGACAUUGUAGCCAAGAGUGUGGUGAUGGUGGAUGAUGUCUUUGUGUUCAUGAAGAAUAGGCCUCCUUUGAAAGCCUUUGGGGGCUGGUCCGUGUUUCUCUAUGGUUUAGGUGUGGCUGUGUAUGCAUUUGAGGGGAUUGGAUUGGUUUUGCCCUUGGAAGCAGAGGCCAAGGAUAAGGAGAAGUUUGGUGGGGUUUUGGGUGUAGGGAUGUUCCUUAUUUCUUUGUUGUAUGCAUCAUUUGCUGCUUUGGGUUACCUUGCUUUUGGUGAAGGGACUCAAGAGAUUAUCACUACCAAUCUUGGACAAGGAGUGGUAAGUGCUUUGGUGCAGUUGGGUCUUUGCAUCAACUUGUUCUUUACUUUCCCACUAAUGAUGAAUCCUGUGUAUGAGGUGGUUGAGAGAAGGUUGUGUGACUAUAAGUUCUGCUUGUGGAUGAGGUGGUUGUUGGUUUUUGGGGUGAGUUUGGUGGCACUUAUGGUGCCUAAUUUUGCAGAUUUUUUGUCAUUGGUGGGUAGUAGUGUAUGUGUUAUUCUUAGCUUUGUGUUGCCAGCUAUGUUUCACUAUUUGGUGUUCAGAGAAGAGAUUGGUUGGAGCAAAAUGGUGUGUGAUGGGCUACUUGUGGUUUUUGGGUUGGUUAUUGCAGUGACAGGAACCUGGUCUUCGUUAAUGAACAUAUUUGGCCCUAAUGCUUGAUCAGACGAAAAAAAAAUUCUCUUCCUGUGUACAAUUCCGUUUGUCUUGUUUGACAUGAUUGGAUUUAGGGGUUGCUUUCGUGCAACCUUUCGG